AUUUUCUCUUUUUUAUUGUUUUUUUUUUCUUAACUUAUUCUUUUAUUCAUCAGAAAUCAAAAUGCUUUCUGCUCGCUCUCCUCUUUCCGUCAGGGAUGAAAACACACUCAGCAGUCAGAUCAACAACAUGUCGCUGGACAAAGAAAACACGCCUCCGAGUCUGAACACCACCCGGAUCCUGGCGUCUAAAACCGCGCGUAAAAUCUUCGACGAUGCUGCGCCCAAAGCUGUGAGGAAGAGCAGCAGCAGUGAGGAGGAGCCGCUGCUGAAGGAAAACCCUCGUCGCUUCGUCAUCUUCCCCAUCCAGUACCACGACAUCUGGCAGAUGUACAAGAAGGCCGAGGCGUCUUUCUGGACCGCAGAGGAGGUGGACCUGUCCAAGGACCUGCAGCACUGGGAGGCUCUGAAGGACGAGGAGAGGUACUUCAUCUCUCACGUGUUGGCGUUCUUCGCCGCCAGCGACGGCAUCGUCAACGAGAACCUGGUGGAGCGCUUCACACAGGAAGUGCAGGUGACAGAGGCCAGGUGUUUCUACGGUUUCCAGAUCGCCAUGGAGAACAUCCACUCCGAGAUGUACAGCCUUCUCAUCGACACCUACAUCAAGGAGCCCAGUGAGAGGGAAUAUCUGUUCAACGCCAUCGAGACUCUGCCGUGUGUGAAGAAGAAGGCCGACUGGGCUCUCAACUGGAUCGGCAACAAGAGCGCCACCUACGGAGAGCGCGUGGUGGCCUUCGCUGCCGUGGAGGGGAUCUUCUUCUCUGGUUCCUUCGCUGCCAUCUUCUGGCUGAAGAAGAGAGGCCUGAUGCCCGGCCUGACCUUCUCCAACGAGCUCAUCAGCAGAGACGAGGGUCUGCACUGUGACUUUGCCUGUCUGAUGUUCAAACACCUGGUGAACAAACCGUCCAAAGAAACCGUCACCAAGAUCAUCAAGAACGCCGUGGCCAUCGAACAGGAGUUUCUGACGGAGGCUCUGCCCGUGAAGCUGAUCGGGAUGAACUGUGAGCUGAUGAAGCAGUACAUCGAGUUUGUAGCUGACAGACUGAUGCUGGAGCUCGGCUUCUCAAAGAUCUACCGGGUGGAGAACCCCUUCGACUUCAUGGAGAACAUUUCUCUGGAGGGAAAGACCAACUUCUUUGAGAAGCGCGUGGGCGAGUACCAGAGGAUGGGCGUCAUGUCCGGCCCCACAGACAACACCUUCAGGCUGGACGCCGACUUCUGAGGACAGGUGGACCCAUCCACGCUCAGCCGCACAUUUCAGCCUCGGGAACCAACCGGUGCAGGAGGACGGUGGGUUUACCCUCAAAUUCAACUUCAGCCUGUCUCCCAGUGCAUGCUGGGACUGGCUCCGCCCCCUGCAGCCUUCAGUCUAGAAGGUAAAUGGAUUUUCACUACUCUUCUGCACCACAGCACAAAUGAUGGACUAAAGCUUCAUCUCAUCAGCACUGCAGCCUGUUUCUGUAAAUAAACUUUAAACAUUUUGUAAUAAAAUGAAAAAUUGAUUUAUAUGUUCAUACUUUUAGAUCAGCUUUGUGUCUGAGCUUAAUGUUGUUAAAUAUGUACAGUUUGAGUUUUUAAACUUGUGGUUUGUAAUUAAAGUUCUAUAAACUGAAA
Toxotes jaculatrix (banded archerfish) is the source of this 1611-nucleotide messenger RNA. RefSeq names its product ribonucleoside-diphosphate reductase subunit M2. The record is from RefSeq and is a predicted model, not a curated record. Bases 62 to 1219 code for a protein of 385 amino acids. The transcript is spliced from 10 exons. Lineage: Eukaryota; Metazoa; Chordata; Actinopteri; Toxotidae. Gene Ontology annotation, cellular component: cytosol. Gene Ontology annotation, molecular function: ribonucleoside-diphosphate reductase activity, thioredoxin disulfide as acceptor. Gene Ontology annotation, biological process: deoxyribonucleotide biosynthetic process.